AGGAGUGUGGAGUGGUUGUAGAAAGAGAGAGAAAGAAGAAGAAGAUGGAGAAGUAUUUCGGAAAAGCUUAUCGUGGAGACCCAGGUGUGCCACACGCUGAGCCUGAGAGGUUCGUCAACAUUUGGAUCGGAGCCGCCGCUUUCGCGGUUCUCACUUACUUCAAUCCCUACGUGUGGCAGCUCAGCUACACCUUCAACUUUCAUGAUAAGGCAAUGUUAUACGAGCAGUACCAUUGGAAAAGGGCAAAGAAGAAGGGUCAGCGCUAUGAAUUCCUGUGGAACAAGACCUGGGACAAGGAACACCGAGAUGCAUACUAUUACAACUGGCCUAUUUACUUCCCUUAGAUCCUGUCCGUAUUUGUUUCUUCUUGCUGGGAUUGUCUUAUAUUUACUGUGCUUGUGAAACUUGGAGGAAACUGAGACUCCUUUCCCUUUCCCUUGCAUGCAAUCUGGAAUAUGAAUUACAUUUUAUGUUUGACCUGAAUCAAAUACCGGAAAUGUUGCUUGAGAUA
Messenger RNA from Arachis duranensis, 511 nucleotides. RefSeq lists its product as uncharacterized. Bases 45 to 344 code for a protein of 99 amino acids. The record is from RefSeq and is a predicted model, not a curated record. The transcript is spliced from 3 exons. NCBI's taxonomy places the organism in Eukaryota, Viridiplantae, Streptophyta, Magnoliopsida, Fabales, Fabaceae.